UCCAGUGCAACCGAUUCAGCGUUCAGUGUGUUUUCGUAUCCAUUACGAGUUACCUACUAAGUCUGUGAUCGGGUUUGGAUUUAUACGCUUUACACUUUUUUUUUUUUUUGUGCAAGCUAUAUUAUUACACUAUAAGGACGACUCUCCGUCACCGUCUCAUCGAGAUCUUUAGURCGUAAAUCAUCAUCAUUUGCCACCCGCGCCGCCGCAGUUAUCAUCAUGUUGGUCAUCGUAACGUAUCUGCCGGCGCUGUUGUUGUUGUCUGCCGCCGUGGCCGCGCGAGCGGGUCAUUCCGUUCACGAUCCGAACGAAUAUUACAGUGAGCCCAACUAUCAUUUCAACUACGGCGUCAAGGACUUGCACACGGGCGACCUGAAGAGCCAAUGGGAGCACCGGGAGGGCGACGUAGUCAAAGGGUCGUACAGCCUGAUGGAGCCCGACGGUUCCAUACGGACGGUCGACUACACGGCCGACAGCCAUAACGGGUUCAACGCGGUCGUGUCCAAGAGCGGCCACAACGUUCAUCCCGCCAAACACCACCACCAGCAGCAGCAGCAACCUGCACAUCAGCGCCUGCAACACUACCAACAGCAACAACUGUCGCUGCAGCAGCAGACUUACAAGCAACAACCGUUGGCGCAGAAACCKACUGCGGCGUACCAGGUGCAGCACAAGCCGGCGUUCGUGGCGUACAAGCCAGUGGCGCCGUCAUCCAAGUACCCGCCAUCGGUACUAUACCGCGACUUCUACGGCAAGUCUUCGCCGACGGCCACUGCGGCCGCCGUCAACUACAUGGCGUACCCGAACCGUCUGCUUCAGGAUUCCGACGUGGCCACCGCCACGCCCAAAUACUACACUGCCGCGGCCGCCGCCCCCCAGUAUUACGCCGCAUCGCCGGCCGAAUACGACGUCCAAGCCAAAGCCGAARCCGAAGCCGCUCCCGAGUACUAUUAUUACACGUCAGCCGUGACGCCCGACGCCGAAUCGCCGGCACCGUCGCCGUCACCGUCGCCGACCCCAGAUACGGCCAAGGCCGGUCCCGUCCUGUUCCCGGCCGACAACGCCACGGCGGCGGCGGCCGACGCCACGUCCGACCGACCUUCGGCGUCGCCCACGCCAAUCACUCUGCUCAAAUACGAACCCACGGACAACAACGGCGGCCAACCGCUGUACGCUGACUACAACUAUUACGCAUAAUUCAAUAAUAUUGCAUAAAUAUUGUUGUAUGCCCUCCUCCGCCUUCCUGCCAAAAGAGAUAUAUUUUUUAGACUUAGCUCGUAUUAAUAAUAAUUUAUAAUUAUAUUGUCGAGUGUACAGUACUCCCUCUUUCCCCCUCCAUCCCCCGACCCUUAUCGUAAUAAGGAUAAUGUUUUUAUUGUUUACGGGACGUGUCUUCUUCCAACCCGCCUUAUACUUGUAUAUAGCAUAAUCAGUACGAAAUCGCGUUGCCUACGCACUGUAUUCCAACAGGUGAAAUUAUUCUCGAGUUACGAGAUUAUUACAAAGUUCAGUUUUCUGAUAAAAAAAAA
Molecule: messenger RNA, 1529 nt
Organism: Diuraphis noxia (Russian wheat aphid)
Lineage: Eukaryota; Metazoa; Arthropoda; Insecta; Hemiptera; Aphididae
Cellular component (GO): extracellular matrix
Source: RefSeq, a predicted model, not a curated record